Molecule: messenger RNA, 1848 nt
Organism: Clavispora lusitaniae ATCC 42720
Lineage: Eukaryota; Fungi; Ascomycota; Pichiomycetes; Serinales; Metschnikowiaceae
Gene: RET2
Product: coatomer subunit delta
Biological process (GO): retrograde vesicle-mediated transport, Golgi to endoplasmic reticulum; endoplasmic reticulum to Golgi vesicle-mediated transport; Golgi localization
Cellular component (GO): COPI vesicle coat
Source: RefSeq, a predicted model, not a curated record
AUGUGCAAAAUAUAUAGCAUCAAUAUUGUAGUAUCAAAUGUCACUAGUCAUGGACCGAUCCGGUGCGCGCACGCAAAUCGGUGCGUGUUCAAAAACAAGCACCAACAUUCAUUGAAACAUCAAAAUAUGGUCGUUCUCGCUGCCUCCAUCUGCACACACGGCGGAAAAGCUCUUUUGGCCCGGCUGUUCCGUGACUUGUCGAAAGACAGAAUCACGGCGCUUUUGGCCAAUUUCCCGAGCCUUCUUUCGUUUUCAGGCUCGCACAAUACGUCUGUCGAAGACGGCGCCGUUCGGUAUGUUUACCAGCCAUUGGAGGAGUUUUACGUUGUCUUGUUGACAAACAAGCAGUCGAACAUUCUCCAGGACAUUGACACGUUGCACUUGUUUGUCAGUGUGGUCAGCAACAUGGUUCGGUGUGUGGACGAAAAGGACAUUUUUGACAAUGCAUUUGAGAUCUUGAGCGCUUUUGACGAGAUUGUCAACUUGGGUUACAAGGAGAGGCUCACCAUGCUGCAGGUGCAUGCAUUUUUGGAAAUGGACUCGCACGAAGAGAAGAUCCAAGAGAUCAUCGAGAGAAACAAGGAGUUGGAAGCGACAGAGGAACGUCGUCGGCGGGCCAAGGAGAUCCAGCGCAAGGAGUUGGCUCGCCGCAACGUCGAGCAGCAUGCGGCCAUGUUUGGCGCCAGCGCAAACUCCAUGUCGUCCCAAUCCGAGUCCUUUGGCUACAAUUCGGCGCCUUCUGCGCCUUCUUACGAGGCACCACGCUACGAGGCGCCUGCGCCAGUGGAACCUGCUGCUCCUCGUGCCGUGGGCGGAAAGGGCUUGAAAUUGGGCAAAAAACCUGCUCGUUCCGCUCAAACAGAGCAAAAUCAGCCAUUACUCACAUCUAAAGCGCCAGUAUUUAGCCCAGCUCCUCAGACUGCGCCACAGGCCGCCCCUCAGGCUGCACAUCAGACGGCUCCUAUGGCAGCUCCCGUUGCUUCUCGCUCUGUGCCAGCGCAUGCUCAGGUUUCUGAGGCUUCGGCUUCGGCUUCUCCAGUUAAUCACGGCACUGGAAAACUUGUGAACAACGGUAUUUUGAUCACAGUGAACGAAAAGAUAUCUGCUCAAUUGAACCGCGAGGGCGGGGUUAUCAGUGCAGAGGUGAAGGGUGAUCUUCAGUUGCGUGUCAACGAUGCCGAGUUGGCCCACUCCAAGAUUUUGUUGCAGGUGGAACACAAGUCGGGAGUCCAGUACAAAACACAUCCAAACGUGGACCGCGCAUUGUUCUCAGGCGCUAGCACCAUCGGCUUAAAAGACAGAACCAAGUCCUUCCCAAGCAACGACCAAAGUUUAGGUGUUUUGAGAUGGAGAGCCGUGGCCAAAGAUGACACUUCACUUGUUCCGCUUUUGCUUACGGCAUGGGUCAGUGUGAGCGAUUCUAUUGCUGAAGUGACCUUGGAAUAUGAGUUAACCCCUUCAUAUAUCGAGGCACAUCCAUCCCAGGACUCGUUUGACAACGUGCAGAUCUUGGUUCCGAUUGCUCUGGAUGAUGUAGAAUUAAGACAAUCCAGCACCGACGAUGUGCUGUAUGACGUGACUGAAGACGGGGUGGUUUUCACGGUGCCAGAGAUCUCUUUUGAUGCUCCCCAAGGAACAUUUGAUUUCACCAUUCCAGCCAACGACGAAGACGCCUUAUUCCCAAUGGAGGUGCAGUUUGACAUUGCACGCACAGAGGGCGUGACCGAGGCAGACAGUGCGUUUGGACAGGUCAGCGUGGUUGACGUUGUUUCUAACGACGAAGACGAGACGUCGUUGCCUUUUGACUUGCAUCUGAAGUUGGUUUCCGAACGCUACACUGUGAGCUAG